GGUCACGUGAGCCCGUCUCCCCGGCCAGUCACAUGACCUGAAUCCCGCGCGCCGGGGGAAGAGGAGGAAGCGUCCCGCCUGAUCACGUGAUAGGGGAGGGGCGCCGGCGUCCAAGAUGGCGGUGUGCAUUGCCGUGAUCGCCAAGGAGAACUACCCCCUGUACAUCCGAAGCAUCCCAACAGAAAAUGAACUGAAGUUCCAUUAUACAGUGCACACUUCCCUGGAUGUUGUGGAUGAAAAGAUCUCUGCCAUGGGGAAGGCCCUUGUGGAUCAGAGAGAGCUCUAUCUGGGACUUCUGUACCCAACUGAAGACUACAAAGUAUAUGGCUACGUGACAAAUUCCAAGGUGAAGUUUGUUAUGGUGGUAGAUUCUUCAAACACAGCACUUCGAGACAAUGAGAUCCGCAGCAUGUUCCGAAAGCUGCAUAAUUCAUACACAGAUGUAAUGUGCAACCCCUUUUAUAACCCUGGGGACUGCAUUCAUUCCAGGGCCUUUGAUAAUAUGGUGACCUCCAUGAUGAUGCAGGUGUGCUGAAGCUCCAGCCAUUCUCUUUGUGUUUGAGAACAUUCUCUAUUGUACAGAAGUGUAUCUUUGAAGCUGUGUGUAUAUAGUCUUUAAACUUGUUCUAUGUAAAAUAAACCCAUUGCUGUUUGGA
Messenger RNA from Mauremys reevesii (Reeves's turtle), 656 nucleotides. RefSeq names its product trafficking protein particle complex subunit 2L (gene TRAPPC2L). The record is from RefSeq and is a predicted model, not a curated record. Gene Ontology annotation, cellular component: TRAPP complex; cytoplasm; nucleus. Lineage: Eukaryota; Metazoa; Chordata; Testudines; Geoemydidae. Gene Ontology annotation, biological process: endoplasmic reticulum to Golgi vesicle-mediated transport. The transcript is spliced from 5 exons. The coding region runs from base 116 to 535 and encodes 139 amino acids.